This is a messenger RNA of Aedes albopictus (Asian tiger mosquito), 2930 nucleotides long. RefSeq lists its product as uncharacterized. The record is from RefSeq and is a predicted model, not a curated record. Lineage: Eukaryota; Metazoa; Arthropoda; Insecta; Diptera; Culicidae. The coding region runs from base 550 to 2430 and encodes 626 amino acids. The transcript has 3 exons.
AGUCAGUUAUCACCGCAUGCUUGGAUUGGGCACAAGUUAGAGUCGCGACGAGUGUGCGAGAACAGAACAUAUUAUUUUUGCUCACAUAUUAAUAGAAGAGUUAGGAAAAAAGUAGAACCCAUUGAUAUAGGAGGAGAUUUGGCGCGUGGCGGUUUAAAAGUACCAGUGACCAGGCGCAUUAUCAGCUGAACAUUAUCUGAGCUAACAAGCAAUACUGCUCACGGAGUGCCAAGAGCUUGUAUGUUCCGGUUUAGCGGAUUGGUGGUCAGUCGUAAAACAGAAGUCGCGUGCUGUGGUCGGUUUGGGGAAUUUGCGUGUGCUUUCCGGGUUGUAAGAUUCGAAGAAUUAGUGCCAUCCUGAUAAGCGGUUGGAAUUGGAACAAAAACUUCAUCGGUCAGGACAGUGCCACAGAAUGCGCAUGGAUUUAGAUCAAUGAUUCAAAGGGUGUGUAGAACAUCACAGUUUUCUGAUGAAACACAGCAGUAAACAAACAAAGGGGCCGAUGCGAUGAUGAUUAAUGUUCCUCACUAAAAAAAAAAGGGAACAGUCAUGGUUGUGGAUUGCCGCGGUUAUCGAGUAUGCUGUCAUCAACGCCUCCAACAAGAAACAGAAAGAGAUUUUAACUGCAGAAUGCGCACAAAGUUUGUCCAAACGCUGGCCGAUUGCCAGUUGGAGCUGAAAGGCCUGAAGACACGCUACGAGUUUGAAAAGGCGAAACCCUCGGAAGACGACGACGACGAAGAAGAAGCAGAUGACGAGUUCAUCGACGUGACUGGGGAUGAUUCUUCGACGGAAGUGCAACGGAAGAUCAUCCCGAAUCUGGAACAACCACCGUCGAAGAUCUACUACGACAACAUUGAGAAGGAAUCCAGCGACGGAGGGUUCUUCGAUCGUGACGAUCUGGAGGACGAGGACGAGAAGAAUGAUCUGAUCAUAGACUGUAAGCUCAACCAAGGAGAGACUGGGGAAAAGAAGACUGAUAGUGGAAUCUGUGGUAAUCCGAAAACUCCCACGGCGGAACCGGAACUAGUGUUCAACUUCACCGUGGUGGAUACUCAACUAAUUUACAAUGAAGGUGGUGGAUCGAAAUCGACAAACUCUAGUAAUCUUCGAUGUGGAGUUGGUGACGGGCCUGUGGUGUCGAUAACGAUACCUCCGCCUAGCAGAGCAUCUCCAGUACAGGAGAAACAUAGUUUACUAGCAGCUAAACUUAAGGAAGUUCGGAUUCAUCCGUAUGCAAGAAUACCACCAACGCUUUCGAAUAGACCGAAGAGAAUAGACGAAUAUUCCUCGAGUUUACCCACGAGUUCACCAGUUCGGAGAGAUGGGCUUCAUCGGAUUCACCAAAGAAGCGAACCCAUCGGCAGUAGAUACAGACCUUCUGCCUUCUCACCUCCAGCGAAAGUUCACGUUGUGCCCCAGUCCGUGCAUCUGCAGGCAUCAAUGAGACCUUCAACCAAAUUAAUCCCUUUAUCGCCAACACAAUUACCUCCUCAUCAAAUACUUCGGAAACCUCCAAAGAAGCUCUAUCGUCAACUACCACAAGUGCAACAACUGGCACCUUAUCCGCCGUUUAACCAGUUCAACUCAAAGGUCCAACCGCCAACCGAUAAAAACCACCAACACCCACAGCGACUGCUGAUAUCCCCGGAGGUCCCGAAAUCACCCCGCUAUCUCCCGCCACAGUUCGGCUUCGGAUCGUCCGUCCUCAACAACCUGUACGACCCGGAACGGCCGCUGGACUUCUCCAAAAACUCACUCCUGUGUCAGUACGAAAACAUGCUCAAAUGUCCCCAGCAACAGCAGAUCCACCAGGGCCACUCGAUUCUCCGCUCAAUGCCCCUACCAACGCCCCCAAAACCGCCGAAAAGCGCUUGCCGUCCCAAAGUGGUCCCUCUGAAACAACACCCCACCCUCUACCGAAUCCACCAUCCCCGUACCCAUCCAGCGAACGAACCCCUAAGUCCCUCUACAAAACAACUCCCAGUCCCCCCAGAACCCCCGCUAAUCGUAACGGAAUCCUUCCGGCAACAUAUGAACAUGGAGAUCGAAAAGUUCUUCAGCCGCCGUCAAAGUGAGAUUUGCCAAGCGCUUCGGCUGUUCGCCAAUGAAGCCAUCAGCCUGGACGACCUGUUCCGUCGGCUGGAACACUUCCAGGUUCGCUUCAGCCGGGACUACAACGGUCUCGCUUGGACCAUGGUCGAACGGUACGGCUAUCGGAUGCGAAGGGGCGCACAACCUACGCAGCCGACCGCCUAUCGCUUCAAGGAACCACCUCAGAGCUUUGCCGAGUAUUUUCGAAGCCUGAAGGAUUCCCUUCGACCGCACGUGCCGGAGGAAACGUUAAACAUCUAUCGUCUGGUGGUCGGAAGUCUGCUGGAGCAGUUCCGGGACUCGUUGGAGGACUUUCUCUCUAGGAACCUACACUGAGCUGAAUGUGAUGGGGGAAUAUACGUAGGAUGAAUGAAUACAGGGUAAAAAGUAAACAGGGCAUAUACCAACAUAACCAGCGAAGAAGAAUGCAUUGUCAAUCUUUUGGAGAAUUAUGUGCGUGAAAUUCACAUCCCUCCUAGUGAGUUUUGAUCGUAUCGCAAAGCUUCGCUCAAGGUAUAGCUCACAGGAAUCCCCCACAGGGUAUAGUUUCAGAUACACAGCAAAUGGUGCCAUCGUCCUACUAAAAGUACAAUGCUCGAAUAGUGUUUAGCCUUAAUCGAUGUGCCUCAAAAUGUAGAAUGUCCAUAAGCAAGCGAAUGAGUGUUGACAGCUUUAUUAGGUUUCGUAAGUUUCGAUAAAUAGUAGAAAAUACGCCUCAUCUAGACUAGAUUUACUGUGCAUAGAAGAAUCGGUAGAUGUGAUAUAGAUAUGUAAUGUUUUAAGAAAAAGCAUUUUAAAGCUAACUGUGGUAACAAUGCUGAAAAUGGCCGUUUUGA